Molecule: messenger RNA, 2232 nt
Organism: Nicotiana attenuata
Lineage: Eukaryota; Viridiplantae; Streptophyta; Magnoliopsida; Solanales; Solanaceae
Product: F-box/FBD/LRR-repeat protein At1g13570-like
Exons: 3
Coding region: 557-1900 (447 amino acids)
Molecular function (GO): protein binding
Source: RefSeq, a predicted model, not a curated record
UGAUUAAGGGAAGAACAGUCUCAUCCACUGCACCACAUCCUUUGGUGGUGGUGAUGCCUCAACUUAACAUGUGCGUCCGCCUUUGUUUGUAGGAAAUAGUUAUUAAGCUUAUUUAUUACUAGUUUGAUGUCAAAUUUAGCCCGUCUGUGAAAUAGUUAAUCUUCUAAAACAAGGGCAGUCCGGUACCAAAGCAUCCCGCGUUCACGCAGAGUCGGGAGAAGGACAGCAACCUAAGGGGAUGUGAUGUAGGUUGCGUACCCUGAUGCAAGCAUCGGUAAUUCUACACCUCGAACCCGUGACCUAUAGGUCUUAUAGGUCACAAAGACCAUUACAUUAUACCUCCUUGGUACUUGCUUUAACAAAACACCAUUAUAUUAUUUAAAAAGAACAGCUAAUUUUCGAAGUUGAAUUGACCAAUUAUUGGACUUGUUUUAUUAAUCCUUUCUUGUGUAGCUAUCGAUGCCAGUUUAAUAAGCUUCAUCUGGAAUUCUGCCCACAUAGUUUAGAGAUCCUCCUAAUCUUCAUAUUCUUGUUUCUUUUCUACAGGUAGUGUUAUAUGAUGCCUUCUAAGGGUAAAAAGCAUUGUUGUCUAACUUUACCUUCCGAUGUACUUAGCAACCUUCCGGAGAAUGUAAUUGAUAUCAUUUUGAUGUGUUUGCCUUUUAAAGAUGCCGUGAGGACGAGCAUCUUAUCAAAUAUAUGGAGAUAUAAAUGGUGCAGACUUCCUGAGUUGACGCUUGAUGAAACUGUUUGGACAACUAAAAAUAAUGAAAUGUUCUGUCCGAGAAAAAUUUCCAUUAUUAUCUACCACAUUUUGAUGCUUCAUGUAGGACCAAUUACAAAGUUUAUCCUCUACAUUACUAGUUCGAGUCGUUAUCUUGAGAUUGAUGACUUGAUAUAUUUUCUCUUUAGAAAUGGCAUUCAGCAUUUUGUUCUUGGACUUCCAUUCAGUGGUAACCCAUACAAACUGCCUGUAUCAUUUUUCAAAUGCUUGCAAUUGACGCAUCUGACUCUCCAGAAUUGUUCAAUACUUCCUCCAUCAAACUUCAAAGGAUUUGACAGGUUAAUUAGAUUGGAAUUACGCGACGUCACAAUUUCUUCCAAAUUUCUUGGAAGUCUAAUUUCCAAUUGUCUGUUGCUCGAGCAGUUGGUGCUGCGAAUCUCAGAACAUUUGAACAUUAUUGAAAUUAAAGCUCCCAAGUUGAAAUCUUUUGACUUCACAGGCAGUAUAAGAUUUCUUACGUUAAAAGAUGUCCCUCUUCUUGCAAAACUUUCACUUGCAGAUACAAGAGAUGAUGAGAAAGAAGGAAUAUGUGAUAUUGCCAAGUUUUUUGAGUCUUUUUCGGCUCUUGAGCAUCUCCACUUGGGCAAUGGUAGUAUCGAGCUCUUUGCUGGAAUAGGUGGAGCUUUAUCAAAAAGGUUUCCCUUUGUUCUUAACUGUGUGAAACGUCUUUACCUAUCUGAUCGUUAUCGGGGUGAAUUGGAGGUCAUCUCGUUUGCUGUUUGCUUGAUUAGAAGCUUCCCAUGUUUACAAUAUCUAGAAAUUGAGGUGUUGUAUCUUCAUGGUGAUGGUACAUCUGCGCUGGAAUCUCUUAAAGUGGAACAUUUCUCGGACGUGACAUUUAAUCACCUCAAGGAAGUUAAUCUAAAGUAUAUUAAAGGCUCAAAGCGUUUGUUGCAGCUUAUGAAGCUUCUAUUAGCCAAGUCUCCGGUGCUGGUAAGAAUGCUAAUCGAGUCAUAUCAAGAUGAAGAAUCUGCAACAGUCAAAAUAUUCGCUACUGAGUUAUCAAAAUGUCAGCGUGCAUCACCUACAACAGAAGUUGUCUUCAUCAAACAAAAUUACUUGGCUAAAUUGAUUUCAACGUACCUCGCCAAAAUCAGAAGUUACUCUCAAGUAUGAUCAAGAUUGCCACAUUCUGAAAUGAGACUUAUGACGUGAAUUGAUAUGUGGUUGUUUAUUUCAAAGAUGUUGUGGGUUGCUGUGUGUUAAUUUUGUACUUAGGUUAUUUCCCCAAGCCUGAAGCCUUUUCUCAAGAAUCUCAAUGGAGAUUUGAUGCAAUUAUUGUCCCCUAGCUACUAGCACUGAAGACGAUAAAGUUGUUUCUGCAUUCGAAUUGUGGAACCAGCCACAAUGCGGGAUGCUUUGUAUACCAGGCUACCUCUUUUUUGUUUACUCACUGAUAUUUAUUAUAUUAUCUAUUUAAUCUCAUUUUUUUCUUAUUGAAUGUAUUC